Messenger RNA from Bipolaris maydis ATCC 48331, 537 nucleotides. RefSeq lists its product as uncharacterized. NCBI's taxonomy places the organism in Eukaryota, Fungi, Ascomycota, Dothideomycetes, Pleosporales, Pleosporaceae. The record is from RefSeq and is a predicted model, not a curated record.
AUGUCUUUCCUCCUCCGCACUUCGACCCUCGUUCGCCAGAGGCUCUUCACCACCUCGGCACGUGCUCGCACUGCCAUUUCCCUCGAGGAUGCCACAGCAGCACACAUGGCAGCCGCCCCAGGCGCCAGCGUUGUCCCCAAGCUCGGAAGGGUCGCCAGAUGGUACCUCCCUACCAUGGCCAUGGUAGCCAUCGGUAUGAUCUAUCUCCCCAGAGAUGCAUCAUCGUCGCAGCCUCGCCGGCCACUUUCGCUUGGUGAUGCUAAUGCUACCAUAGGUUUUGGUGUUACAAAUGCCCUCAAUGAUGCCAACCGCAAGGUCCACUCUGCACUAGAGCUGACCCAGGAGCAAAAGAACCAGAUGCUCAUGGAUGCCUAUGGCGAGCGCUCUAGCCUGCAAGACAUGGAGCGCGCCAUUGCCGGUCUAGAAGCCAGGCUCACUACUCGCAAGGACAGGAACAAGAUGCUCGAGGAGGCCUAUGGUGACAAGACCAGCAUCGAGGAUCUCCAGCGCGCCAUGGAAAUUUACGAGGUGCAAUGA